Messenger RNA from Nilaparvata lugens (brown planthopper), 2599 nucleotides. RefSeq lists its product as uncharacterized. NCBI's taxonomy places the organism in Eukaryota, Metazoa, Arthropoda, Insecta, Hemiptera, Delphacidae. The transcript has 6 exons. The coding region runs from base 760 to 2379 and encodes 539 amino acids. The record is from RefSeq and is a predicted model, not a curated record.
CUGAUAGACACAGACGAAAAUUAACCUCAAUCAAUCAAUCAAUCCGACGUCCGACGUAAUUGAAAUAAUUUUUCAUACUUUAUAAAUAUUUGAUAAUUUUCACGUUUUUAGUAGAAAAUUCAAAUUUUUUGGAGGUGAUUUAUAGCUUCAAUCAUUCAAUUUUGAUAAAUAUAAUUAACGUUCCUAAAAAAUAAUGUUAUCUUGUUGGCGGUGGACAAAGUGUGUGUUUUCAAAUUGUAAACAAGAUCAUCAUUGUUGGAAUGCAGAAAAUUGAUUUGUGUAAAAUAUUUAUUUUCUGUAAAAUUGUUAGUUUCAAAAUGGUUUUUAAAACCUAGUAACCGGCUCAUCAUAAUUAAUUUUUAUAUUAUUUGCUCAUUUGUUGAUAACUGGAUAAAGAGCCAAUAUCAAGGUGUAACUUUUUAGGUUAUGCUGGUUCAUAUUUCUGAUUGAAUUUCAAUUAUUUAUUGCGUUUUAUGAAUAAUCAAAUAGCAUAGAUUUGUUGUAAAUUAAACUGUUAAAAUUAAGUAAUAACUACGAAAUACUACAAUUGAACUAGACUAACUAAAUUAGAUUAAGUAACUUACCAAAGACUGCUUGACCAUUUCAGAAAGUAGAAUCUGUAACCUAGUAAAAUACUUCAUUAACUAAUAUCUACAAAUAUACCUACAAUUUAAUUAUAUCGAAUUGAAAAAUUUUGGUGUAAUUUGAAAAUUUUUUAAGAAAAUAGAGGCAUAAUCUGUACCAAAUACAGUUUUCAAAAUGAAAAGAUCCAAGCCUCCUACCUCCGUAAAAUCUGAGCAGAAUUGGGGUAAAAUUUUGAAAGAUCAGAAUCUUCCUAAACCAGAGCAGAGAAGACUACCAUUGAGCACCCCAAAACAAAAGACUCAGACAACUCCAAACAGAGCACACCCUCCACAAAUGCUAUCUCAAACAAAAAGUGUCCAACAGAGCAGAAAUAUCAGACCGAUGACAAAUAAACCAGUAACAAGAGAUGCCAGAGAUGUUAGAAAAACCAAUUCAGGUCAUUCUUUCGCAGUUAGUAAAAAGAAAGAAUAUUUAUCUUCCAACUCAGAUUUGUCAGUUGGUGGUGAAUCCAUAGAACUCGUUGAACGUGGUGUGCAAUACUCUACAACCAACUUGGAGAAUCUGGACCCUCUAACUAUGGAUGAAAUUAAUAAUGGAGGAGAAAAUGGAUUAGCUUUUUUGAAUCCUGUCAGAACUCUCAACUUUCUGAUCAGAGAGUUAAGAGGAAAAAUAUCUGAGUCAACUCAAGAUGAAAACUUGGCCAGAAUUAUCAGUGACAUGGAAAAUACCGCUGGGCGAUUAUCUAAAAGUAAUGGCACUAAAGAUACUUCCAAUUCUUUAAUAAGCAAGGAGGAUUUGAAAUUCUUCCUUAAUAUCCUGCAGCGAACUGAAAAGGACAUGGACAUUGAUAAGGGAAGUCAGGAACUGCAGAAGAAACUGGAAGAAGCUUGUAAUAAACUAGAAGACAUGUGCCGAGUGAUGGAGAAAACUGCUAUUACGAAGCAGAAAGAAGAAAAACAAAAUUUAUUGAGUGAAUUGGCCAAAACUAAGGAAAGCCUAGCUGCAGCUGAAAAAGAAAUUAAGAGGCUGGGAAAACUUGACGCCGAAUUGAAAGAAGAGAAGCAGAAAAAUGAAGAGGUCAAACGCAAGAUUCAUGACAUGAAAGUCAAAUUCUCCUCAUUGAAUACAGUACUGAACGAGCAACUACUGGAAGUUAAAGACGAGAACAAGAAAUUGCAGAAAGAAGUGAAGUACUUGUUUCUUGAAAAAGAAAAGAAUAGUGUGCUAAUGAAGGUUAAGGACAAGGAAAUUGACAAAUUGAGAGCCAGCUUAGAAGAAAUCAAAACCCUGAUCAAAAGCCAACUGAGGACUUUCCAACGCGAGGAAAUGAAUGACGUGUGCAUAGCUGUUGACCAAAACAAGACCCUGAAACCGGUUGACAUGCUCAACGAUAUUUCAGUGUUGACGUGGAGUGACGAGGGUUGCCUGGUGGCGGAUCGCGCGAAUCGUGACCUCAAGAAAGUGGCCAGGUGUUCUUCGCCCGUGACCAGCAUCUCUCCAGCCGCCGAAGACGACGAAUCCUGGCGGCGAAUCAGCCAUCUACAUCCGGUCGACGUCAAAACCGACGGCAUCAAGAAAAGUGUCAAAAACCUUUUCGAAGAGAUGCGUAAACAGAGCAAAUUGCGUUUGUCGCUGUCCACGCAAAACCUACCCACAACCGAUGAUAAGUGUGCUAACAAUUGGAUCAACUUACCUGUAGCCGAUGAUAAGUCUGCCAACAAUUGGUUUGAUAAGAUCAACUUUGAUAUCAAUUCUUCGAAUAUGCUUACACUCACGGACACUGAAUCAAAUUAGUAAAAAUGUCUAUGAUAAUAGCAGCCUUAUAUGUUGAAACAAAUCUCUAAUAAUCUAAUAACAUUUUUGAACAAAAUUGAAAGGUGAACGUAUUAGCAUGUGGCCUUACAUAAUGUGAUAUAUAAUCGUUGAACGUGAAAUUUGUACCUGAAAAUUUUAUUGGUUAUUAUUUAUGUAUAUUUUUGAUAAUUCUGAUUAAAAUUGUAUGUUUGUAAUAGAA